Molecule: messenger RNA, 1405 nt
Organism: Linum trigynum
Lineage: Eukaryota; Viridiplantae; Streptophyta; Magnoliopsida; Malpighiales; Linaceae
Source: the annotation of a GenBank genome assembly
AAUACCCCGGAAAAACAGAGGCUUAGCCCACCUAUUGCAUUUGUUUAUGGCCAAUCUAAAUUAGAACCAUUUGACCAAAACACCCAUCCGUACUAUGCGCAGGAGGCCGGAAAAGUGGAACUAAUAGGCUUUUGGUGGAGAACCUCCCUAAUAGAACUGAAUUGCUAUUCCCUAGAAUGGGAUUCCGUAUCACAAGUAUUGGUCAAAUUUUUUUACAUAAUUAAUUCCUAACUUUUUCCAUCCCAAUCCCCAACCGAGUAACUGACCGUUUAAGAAUUUAUAUUACUAUUUUGUUUUUUCCGCAAAAAAGAAGUAAAAAUAAAGAAAUUACUAUUUUAGUUUUCUUCAAAUAUUCGGUGCCUGGCGGAUUCUCCCUCCCCUUUUACCGAGUUGGUUACCUAAUCAAUCACGGUUUGUUACCUUGGCUUUAAUAAUUCAUUGUUAGGGUUAUACGGUAUCUAUAUAUAGAUCCAGAGAUCAACAUAUUCCUUGCUCACAGAUCAAUGCAGACGAAAUAAACUGCUCGACCUAGCUACGUCUCUCAAACUUCAACAUCGCUCUGAACCCUAACUAAGGUUAGUGUCAGCAAUCCAUGACAUUGUUUCUCAUUAUACUCUUUGGUUAAUUUUCCGGUAUCACGAAAGUAAGAUAAGUGGAUUGUUUGUUUCUCUGCCGAUGAUCACCAUUAUGAUGAGAUCUGGUUAUAAUUUAGUUUUCGGAGCUCCUCCAUCGAUUUACACGCUUUCUUUUUGUUUCUCAAUCGCAUUGAUUUAUGCAUGAGUUUAUGGUGUUUAAGGUUUGGGGUUGAUUAUCAUGCUUGAUGUUGGAUUAAGUCAAUGGAUCAACGUUUCAUAGGAAGUAUUAGGUUUAUAUGGAUUCGUCGGAUACUCAUAAAUGUAGAAUAGAGCUGAUCUGCGUUACAACUGGUUACGUCGCGGUUUAUGUUUGUAGUUGUUGUAGAAAAUACCAUAGUUAUGUUGCGUUUGAUUUGCUUACAAGAUUGAUUAAUUUUUGCAGGAGGGAGGAAGAUUGUCGUGAUCAAGAAGGAGAAUGGAGGCCGGUGGAGUGAAGAACGCGACGGUGAUUAAGGUGAUCGGGAGGACAGGGUCGCGAGGGCAGGUGACCCAAGUGAGAGUCGAAUUCAUUGACAACACCAAGCGUCAGAUCACUAGGAACGUCAAAGGCCCUGUUCGGGUCGGCGACGUCAUCACCCUCCUUGAAACUGAGAGGGAGGCCAGGAGGCUCCGCUAGAAACUAGCUACCUUAAACCCUACCCUACUUCAUGUCCUCUCUUUCUUCUGCCCAGUGCUUUGAUAGAUAGAGAUAUUCGGAUUCCAAGUUUGUUUUAUGCUCCUCUUCUUAUGGCAGAUUGUUUGAUCGUCGGUAAUAAUAGCAUAAAGUAACG